AAAGGAUAUAGUAUCCAAGUCCUGGGUUAUUUCACUCUCUGAUAUCGUUCCAUGCCUUCUCGACAUGUCUUGACACUUCUUGCCCCGUCUUGGGGCCAUACGCUGCCGUACAUUCACCUGACCACUCGCAUGUUGGCCUCGGAUCCCGAGUUGGUCAUUACGAUCGUGCAACACAACCUCGUCGUGCACAAGAUGAUUGAAGAACUGAGCUCUUGCUCUUACGACACGAGCAGACUGAAGAUUGAGGGUGUGGGUGACAACGAAAUUCACUACUCACCCCUGAUCGUCGAAACAAUGCUCAAGCAGCUUACGGCCGGAUGGAUUAAGGUUCUCGCAAAGGCGGCCACCGAAGAGACCGCAUGGCCUAAGCCAAGGACGCUGCAUAUGGACUUCUUUGGAGGAGGGUUCGUUGCCAAGGAAUCGAGGGCCUUCCUGGGACCAGAAGGCAAGAUUCUUGUCUGGUUCUCCUCUGCGGCCACGGCUUGCGUGGACACUUGCAGCGAAUACGACUUCCCGAAAGUCGCCCAAGAGAUAUACGCUGAUCAGAGCAGAAGAGCAGGAAGAACGAUGCAAGAAAUUUUCGGUGAUGUUCUAUGCGCUGGUAAUGGUAGCGACAAACUAGAUGGGCGCGUGCUCGAGAUUGUUGGUGGAGUGAGGAUGUACGACCAUGAACACACGGCCCAGGGCGCUGGACCACCACGCCCACUGGCCCCCGUCUUGAUAUCCGCACAGGAAUUGGCUAGUCUUGCGGAUGGAUUCUUUUGCCCGACUGGAACUCCUUUGGAGCCAGUCACAGCUCCCCUCUGUCGCGAGUACUACAAGAAGCGCGGGCAAGAACUCUUCCUUGUCGGUCCUCAAAUGCACGAUGUUGAAUGGGAGGCGCCAUUGGCGGGUGCGGGUCCUAGUGAUGAGAGAGUGAAAUCUUUCUUGGACGAUGCGCGCGAGAAAUUCGGGCCGAAAUCUGUGUUGUACAUCUCUUUUGGUUCGCUCUUUUUCCCUGUGGAGACACCCCAGCUGGUCGAGGCGAUGGUUGAUGUGCUGUUGAGUCUCGAUGCAGCGAUCCCCUUCAUUUUUGUGCUAGCGGGAAAGAUGGCGGCCCUGCCCAAAGAGACCAUUGAUCGCAUCCACGCGAGUGGCAGAGGAAUUGUAUGUGCUCACUGGGUUGAUCAGAAAGCCGUCUUGAAGAGUGGCACCAUCGGCUGGUUUUUGACCCACGGUGGCUACAACUCGUUGACGGAAGCGCUGAGCCAGGGUAUUCCCCUCAUCUUCUGGCCGAUUGGAGCAGAGCAAGCUGUAAAUGCAGCGACACUCUCGACUGGUCCCCAUCCCAUAGGAAUUGAACUUUUCCAGAUGAACACUCCGAUGAAGUCCUUCAAGGCACCUAAUAUCACGGGAACAAUCGAGGACGCAAAGGCCGAGUUCCUUCAAGUGUUCAUGGAUGUAAAAGAAUCUAGAGGUGAAACACUGAAACGACACGCCACUCAGAUCGGAGAUGCGUGGCGUGAAGAAAGAAAGAAUGGGGAGCCCGUAAAAGAGAUAGCCCGACUGACAAGAUUUUGA
Molecule: messenger RNA, 1560 nt
Organism: Mycena citricolor
Lineage: Eukaryota; Fungi; Basidiomycota; Agaricomycetes; Agaricales; Mycenaceae
Source: the annotation of a GenBank genome assembly